Messenger RNA from Rhincodon typus (whale shark), 493 nucleotides. Its product is annotated as dimethylaniline monooxygenase [N-oxide-forming] 3-like. The transcript has a single exon. The record is from RefSeq and is a predicted model, not a curated record. Lineage: Eukaryota; Metazoa; Chordata; Chondrichthyes; Orectolobiformes; Rhincodontidae. Bases 72 to 368 code for a protein of 98 amino acids. Gene Ontology annotation, molecular function: flavin adenine dinucleotide binding; NADP binding; N,N-dimethylaniline monooxygenase activity.
CCUCCUGUCUCUUCCCUUGCAGGUCCGACGGCACUCAGAGGCGCACCCUGCAGGUGGAUUACAUCCCCUACAUGGACGGGCUGGCCGAGGAGAUCGGCGCCAGGCUCAACAUCAAGCGUUUGUUCCUCACCGACCCCUGCCUGGCCUUCCGGGUCUUUUUCGGGCCCUGCUCACCCUACCAGUUCCGCCUCACCGGGCCGGGCAAGUGGGACGGCGCCAAGGCGGCCAUCUUGACUCAGUGGGACAGGGCCAUCAACCCGACUCGCACCCGCAUUCUGGAUGGGGGCUCGGAACUCAUCUCCCUCACCCUCCUGCUCAAAAUCUUGGCCGUCCUGGCCUUAGUCUGUGCGUUCGUCCUCCUGAUGUGAAACGCCCCCUAGGGGUGAUAGGGGUGGAAUUCUCCAUCUCUCCUGUCCUCCCUCAUCUUCCUUGACUUUCAGCCAACUGUACCUUCGGCACAAACUAUUAAAGAGCUGGGGCUUUGCAAUCACGA